Molecule: messenger RNA, 2265 nt
Organism: Centropristis striata (black sea bass)
Lineage: Eukaryota; Metazoa; Chordata; Actinopteri; Perciformes; Serranidae
Gene: tmem243b
Product: transmembrane protein 243, mitochondrial b
Exons: 5
Coding region: 547-900 (117 amino acids)
Source: RefSeq, a predicted model, not a curated record
UGGUGAGCUGCGUGCGCGCGUGCCCGUCAGUGAACCUUCCAUUCAUUUGUUGUCGGCUCAACUGCCCCCUCCCCUUUAACAGCUCGAACUGAAGCUACCGGGCUUAUCCCUUUAACUCAUACUCGACCCUUAUUGCUCGGCUUUUCUGAAGUUCAGCGGAGUCAACACGGAGCUGGUAAGGCAAGUCUGUUUCUAAAGCGAAACGUUUACUUAUCAUCUUCUUUACCGGAUCUUUCAAAAGUAUCGAUCCUUCUCUUCAGUUCUGGGUGGUUAGCUUAGCUUCGUUAGCUGUUUCCAGUUGGCCUUGUACCCGUUAAAGCUCCAGUCAGCUAACAGUGGAGAAGAUAUAUAAACUCACCCGGCCAUCAGAGUCCCGCUCCGUGAUGUCCCCCUCAGUGUGUUGACGCUGAGCUUCCCUGACGCUGUGCAGAGGGAGGCGGCUGGGAGCUAGCGAGCUAGCAUGCAGCACUGGCCCGGAGUCUCCAGGAGGCGGCGCUGCUGAGAGGCGAGAGGUCGGCGCUGAGUGUUGGGUCUGCCGAGCCGGACAUGGACGACUUCACCACCAGGACGUACGGCACCAGCGGCCUGGACAACAGACCUCUGUUUGGGGAGACGUCGGCACGGGAUCGAAUUAUCAACCUGGCAGUGGGGGGAUUCACGUCUCUGGUCGUUUUAGUGACUGUUAUCAGCUCUUUUGUUUUCCCCGCGUUGCCUCCACGACCACUUAAUGUCUUCUUCGCCGUGUGCAUCCUGUUAGCAUGUGGAUCCGCUAUAGUGCUGAUAUACUGGUACCGGCAGGGCGAUCUGGAGCCUAAAUUCAGGAAUCUGAUCUACUACAUGCUGGCGUCCAUCGUGCUGCUGUGUCUAUGUGCCAACCUCUACUUCCACGAUGUCACGUAAAGACGAAGACAAUGGGAGGAAGAAGAAGAAGGGAAGACAUGGCCUUGACACACGGAAGGGAGGACUACAAGAAGAGACGGACUCAUCACACACACACACACACACACACACACACACACGCACACACACUAACUUGAAUGAAUCUCCCACAAUGUCCUGCAGCAAACUGGAAACAUUCCUGGACCAAAAAAAGACAAUGAAGCUUCAUGGUUCCAGUGGGAUGAAAACUGUUGUUGGUGCUGAAACAUGAUGCACUGCUGCACACACACACACACACACACACACACACACACACACACACACACACACACACACACACACACACACACACACAGACGUAUAACAUCACAGUGUAGGGAUCAUGAUGUACUGUUAGAGGCCAUAAACCUGCCUGGAGACACACUGCUGCAGGAGGAACCAGGUGUGUUUACGUGCUCAUCCACAUUUACAGUCAUAUCCUCCUCACAAUAACAAGCACUUAAAAAAUACAUUGGAUUUGGUCUGACGGUGCAACUGUUAAAGGAAAAAUCUGCUCUUUUAUCAUGUUAGUCAGUCUCAUCUUGUCUGUCUAAUGUUGUAUUUUACAUGUUUUUCUUCGCCCUCAAACUGCUGAUUAACUAUAUUUAUAUCAUGAUAAAACUGUCAGUAACAAAAGGGUUAAGUUUGUUUGUAAAGACCAAACUUCACAAUCAUUCCAAACACAAAAAGGACACGUCUUUUGUUUUAAUGGUGCAUUCAGGGUCAGAAAUAUCAAAUCAGACCAAUAAACAAGCAACUUUAGGGUGUAAAUAAUAGAAGAUAGACACAUGCUUCAUACUAAUACUAUAAAGUAUUUAUAUAAUAAUAUAAAGAAUUUGUAUAACUUCUUAUUGACUAAGAAUACUUUUAUAUGAUACCAAUAUUUUCAGCACUUCAAGCGUCCAUAAAUGUCAAACUUCGCUUUUUUGUAAUAUUUCAAUGCAUUGUUUAUUUAAUAAUCUUCCAGAAGAUUGUUUACCCAAGAGUCCAGUGCACAUUUUUAUACUUUUUAUACAUUAAUUAAUAAAUAACUAAGAGACACAAAACUCAAACAAAAAAACAAAAAGGAAAAAAAAGGUCAAGUCAACUUCUCAGUGAGAAGGAUUUAAAAUGUUUUCAAAAUCUUUCUGGAGCUGGAUUCAUUAAAAAAUCAAGUUUUUUUUAAAAGUUUUUUAAAAAUUUAAUAUAGUAUGUUUGUUUUUGUUUGGCCGCUACAGGCCUUUACAUAAAGUUAUUUAUUAUAAUACUUUGUGCAUCCCUUUAAAAAAACUCUCACAUGUAAGGAUAAAAAUGUCUAUUCCUAAAACUGCAAUAAUACUAUAUAAUAUGUAAUAUAAUAUACAUAUA